AUGAACUUCGACAUUCCCCAGGACGUGCAAGCAUUCAUCAAGCGCAUUGAUGCCUUCAUCAAUGACACCAUCCUACCUUUACAGCACCAAGAUGAUAACAACAGAUUCUUUGAUCACCGCCGAGAGUCGUCACGCACCCAAUGGGACAACCUUGGCCUCCCUACUGAAGACUGGGAGCAACUUCUAGUCAAAGCCAAACGGCUCUCGGACGAGGCAGGACUCUUUCGCUUCGCAUAUCCGAAGGAGUAUGGCGGUGCUGGAUCCGAUCAGCAGAACAUCACUAUGUGCGCCGUACGAUAUCAUCUUGCCUCACAUCCUGUGUACGGCGGAGGUGUGUCACUCGCCAACGACCUCCAGAACGAGCACUCCGUCGUCGGAAACAACCCUUUCGUGAUCAUGAUGCAUCACUACGGAACCCAAGCACAGAAGGACUACUACAUCCCUGCCUCGACGCGAGGCGAGUUUCGAUCGACCUUUGGCCUGACGGAAAUUCACCAUGGCAGCGACGCCACCCAUAUGGACACCACUGCCACCCCUUGCACGCUUGAUGACGGCACGCCAGGCUACGAGAUUAACGGCAACAAGAAAUGGCAAACCGGCGCACACCACGCCAAUCACUCCCUCGUCUUCGCCCGCACUUCUGGCAAAGCCGGCUCCCCUAAAGGCAUCACUUGCUUCAUCGUACCCACCUCCACGCCAGGCUACAAAGUCGUCUCAUACGAGUGGACACUCAACAUGCCCACAGACCACGCCACUAUCGCCUUCAAUAAAGUUCGCGUUCCCGCCACCCAGAUCCUAGGUCCGAUCGACAACGGCCUUGCCAUCGCACAGACCUUCACACACGAGAACCGCAUUCGACAAGCCGCCUCCUCCUGCGGCGCUGCACGCUUUUGCAUCGACAAGAGUGUCGAGUAUGCUAAGAAACGCGUCGUCUUCGGCAAGCCGCUGUCGACAAAUCAAGCCAUUCAAUGGCCGCUCGUGGAGCUGUCGACGCAGCAGGAGAUGUUGCGGCUCCUAAUUCUACGCACGGCUACAGAGAUGGACCAAGUUACAAGCCGGGCGCUGGCUGCAGGUCGUCCUGCAUGGAUCGAUAUAGAGAGGCAGCUGGGCGGUAAGAUUGGAAUGUGCAACUACUAUGCAAAUCGACUGUGCUGUGAGGCGGCGGAUCGGGCGAUCCAGGUACAUGGUGGUGUUGGGUACAGCAGGGAGUACCCAUUUGAGCAUAUCUGGCGGCACUUCAGGAGGUAUAGGAUCACGGAGGGCAGCGAGGAGGUACAGAUCAGGAAGGUUGCGGCGUACUUGUUCGGAUACAAGACGACGGGGGAAGAGGAUCCGCAGGGAGCGGGACCGAAGUUGUGA
Messenger RNA from Cyphellophora attinorum, 1359 nucleotides. Its product is annotated as Acyl-CoA dehydrogenase. Gene Ontology annotation, biological process: fatty acid beta-oxidation using acyl-CoA dehydrogenase; butyrate catabolic process. The record is from RefSeq and is a predicted model, not a curated record. Bases 1 to 1359 code for a protein of 452 amino acids. Gene Ontology annotation, molecular function: flavin adenine dinucleotide binding. Lineage: Eukaryota; Fungi; Ascomycota; Eurotiomycetes; Chaetothyriales; Cyphellophoraceae. The transcript has a single exon.